AGAAUAUGUGAGGGAGAGCAGUAGUCACAUUUCCAACACUGGAGACGAACGUUUGUGUGAGAGCAAGGAUAUAUGCACAUAACAAUUGAAUUGAAUUGCAAAAAGAAGAAAAGAUUAAUCAUGACGACCAGGUACAACUGCUCUUUCGUCACGUUGGAAAACAACACCUGGCGCUGCCCGGAGGAAGUGAGAUGCGCCAACUUGACCUUUGACCUGAACGACAGCAUGGAUCUGGGGGACGCGUGCCUGACCCAGGAGGAGUACCUGGAGAAGUACCUGGGCCCUCGUCGCUCUGCUGUCUUCCUCCCCGUCUGCCUCACCUACCUCGCGAUCUUCCUGGUGGGUGCCGUGGGAAACGUCCUCACCUGCACCGUCAUCGCGCGCAACAAGGUCAUGUGGACCCCGACCAACUACUACCUGUUCAGCCUGGCCGUGUCCGACCUGCUGGUGCUGCUGCUGGGAAUGCCCCUGGAGCUGUACGAGAUGUGGAAGAACUACCCCUUCAUCCUGGGCAAGGGCGCCUGCUACUUCAAGACCUUCCUGUUCGAGAUGGUCUGCUUCGCCUCCAUCCUCAACGUCACGGCGCUGAGCGUGGAGCGCUACAUCGCCGUGGUCCACCCCCUGCGCGCCAAGUACGUGGUGACGCGCACCCACGCCAAACGCGUCAUUCUGACCGUGUGGGCCACGUCGGUACUGUGUGCCAUCCCCAACACCAGCCUCCACGGCAUCAAAACCCUGGCCGCCCACUCGGGGCACCCCGACGGAGUGAUCGCCGAGUCGGCCAUCUGCAUGCUCGUGAAGCCAAAGUGGAUUUACAACCUGACCAUUCAGGUGACUACACUGCUGUUCUUUGCACUGCCCAUGCUGACCAUCAGCACACUCUACCUUCUGAUUGGCCUGCAGCUAAAACAAGAGAAGAUGCUUCAGGCACUGGAGGCCAAGUCAGGGCUGGGGCAAGAUGGCUACUGCAACGUCCGCAGCCAGCAGCAGAAAGCUCGACGUCGACAGGUCACAAAGAUGCUGUUUGUUCUGGUGGUGGUGUUCGGGAUAUGCUGGGCUCCAUUCCACACCGACAGGCUCAUGUGGAGCUUCAUCAGUGACGAGAACAGCGGCCACCUGGAGGUCUUCCAGUACGUGCACAUCAUCUCCGGUGUGUUCUUUUACCUCAGCUCUGCCGUCAACCCCGUCCUCUACAACCUCAUGUCUACCCGCUUCAGGGAGAUGUUCAAGGAGGUCAUGUGUCACCGGACGCGCCACGCGCCUCCAAGGAAAUACUCUCUCAGCGUCACGCGGGUGACGCUGCGAAGUACCCUCAGCGAUGCACUGCCUACCAAUGGUCCCGCCAUGGUCCAUGAAGAGGUCUGUGGCGUCUAUGGCAACAAAGAGGACGAGACAACAUUUGCGUGAUGGAAUGCCUGAGAAGGAGUGUUAUGAGAGCCAGGGGCGAUGGAGAUUGGCUCGGAUCCGGUGUGAAGGGAUAGUAUUUCGAUGGUGAAGAUCUUUGGGCCAUGGGCUUCGACCUAGUCAGCAUAUCACACAGGUUUAUGGGGGAGAGGUUAAAC
Molecule: messenger RNA, 1562 nt
Organism: Osmerus eperlanus (European smelt)
Lineage: Eukaryota; Metazoa; Chordata; Actinopteri; Osmeriformes; Osmeridae
Gene: nmur1a
Product: neuromedin U receptor 1a
Exons: 3
Coding region: 73-1407 (444 amino acids)
Biological process (GO): neuropeptide signaling pathway
Cellular component (GO): plasma membrane
Molecular function (GO): neuromedin U receptor activity
Source: RefSeq, a predicted model, not a curated record